This is a messenger RNA of Rotaria sp. Silwood1, 623 nucleotides long. NCBI's taxonomy places the organism in Eukaryota, Metazoa, Rotifera, Eurotatoria, Philodinida, Philodinidae. The record is from the annotation of a GenBank genome assembly.
AUUCCAGUUUGAACGGAUAAAUCCAUUCGAAAGUAUUGAACUUUUUUUCGGUCUCACCAAGACCUAUUUCAUAUCUCACGGAUGCAUAAGGAUAUUCAUCCUAUUUUUAACUGACAAUCAUAUUUUAUGAGUUUAUUUCAAAUUUAGCUGCACCCUCAUCUAUUCAACCAGUUACCUCAAGUACUACUACAUUAAUGGAUGAAUUAAUGGCAGGUACAAGACGAAACAAUAAAAAACAUCAUAGUAGUCAUUCAAAUUCAAGAGAAUCUCAAACACUUGAUUUAUUAGAAAGAUUUCGUGUAAAAGUUCAUACUGCUAAAGAUGAACAAAUUAGUGAAUCUUUAAAUGAAACACAAUCAGAACAAAUAGCUGAUAAAGUUCAAACAUCAUUUUUAAAACAUACUUUUGUAUCUCAAGAAUUAUUAGAUAAUGUUCAAGAUAUUUAUACGAAUACUGAAUUAUUAACUAUUAAUGAUCCAAGAAAUCCAAUGACUAAACGACGACGAGAUGAAAGUAGUAUGUUACUUCAUCAAAAAAAAAACAUAAAGGACGUACAUAAAACAAUGUUGUUGUGUUGUUCAUCUGUGCAUUAUGUAAUUUCUUUUGUUGAUGAUAUAAAAUAA